Microthlaspi erraticum is the source of this 474-nucleotide messenger RNA. The record is from the annotation of a GenBank genome assembly. NCBI's taxonomy places the organism in Eukaryota, Viridiplantae, Streptophyta, Magnoliopsida, Brassicales, Brassicaceae.
AUGGAAUUGAUCUCUCUUCACGAACUCGAUCAGCUCAGGCGCCCAACCGCGCAGUCCGGCUGGCCGAGAAACUAUUGUUUCACGCUCGGCCAAAUCAUAUCCGUCCGUCUGAAGUCUCGGCCAAAGUUCGAAACCGACCGGCCGAUCACAUAUCACGACCCGGGAAACAUAAGCCCGCGGUCGGCCAAGUUACAACCGUUUCACACCACGCCGCGCACGACCAUGCCGCGCGAGCCGGGGAACAAAGCCUCGCGGCCGCGCAACCCACUUCGCGUACCACGGCCGAUGCAUCCGUCCGAGCCGGGAAAGAACGUCCCACGUCCGGCCGAGAAACCAUCGGCCAAAUCUUCCGUCCGACCACGCCGGCCGACCGUGAAUCAUCCGGCCACGACCGUUCCGCUCGCCCACGACCCGACUGUCCGGCCGAUCGUCCCGACCGACCGUCCGAACGCCGCGGUCGACCCAAAGACCUAG